Messenger RNA from Dichomitus squalens LYAD-421 SS1, 1032 nucleotides. RefSeq lists its product as uncharacterized. Bases 620 to 940 code for a protein of 106 amino acids. The transcript is spliced from 2 exons. NCBI's taxonomy places the organism in Eukaryota, Fungi, Basidiomycota, Agaricomycetes, Polyporales, Polyporaceae. The record is from RefSeq and is a predicted model, not a curated record.
CGUAUCUCAUUCCCUUCUCGGUGAGUGAGCGGACAAUUCUUUGAAACUACGUUGUGUUAACUGUAUAGCAAUAGUACACACGAGCCAGUCCCAGCACGUCCUCGUCCAUAGGCCCUUCCGGUCCGAGAGAGGCAUCACCGUCACUCUGCGAUUGUCCAUUGUCGCUGUCGAAAUGAUGGUUGGCGGUGUAAUGCGCGUUGUCAGAAGCUGUGAUGAGUACGCCGAAGCAUCACAUGGCUUGCACUUGUCAUACUUCCCCCAUGAUUCACAGUAAGAACCCGGUGGGCGAGAACGUACUGUAAAGACGGAUGAGGUCCUAUGGCCCCGAGUGAACAGGUCGUAAAUGGAGCUUGCUACUCGCCCUCACCCAGCACCGUAGAUCCUGUUGACAACGGAGAGCCAGCUCGUUGAUCGGAUGGGGGCUGGACCAGGUGCAUCUACUUGACUGGAUGUGCGACUGAGGGGCUUGUGUAAACGUGUACCGUUCGUGAAGGUCUUCGGGGUUAGAGGGUGCGGAGGACUAGGUCUCUGAGCGUGGCUGAGUCGCAUACGGGUUGCAAGUGAGACACAGUUUCUUCUUGUGAAUCGAAGGACCCUGUCCAGCCUCCUCGAUGACCCGAUGUUCUUACUUGACGGGGGAAACCUGAUGUUCGGUCUCGCUCAAACGUAUCCCCUCGCGAAGUCCCAUCACAACGCCGAAACCGCCAAGCAGGCUCUGAAUAAUGUCGAGCCGCACCUCAAAGCCCUGGAUGGCGUCAUACUCCGAGUGCUUCGAGAUACGUCCCUCAAGAUCCUGGAUGAUGGGGCAAGAAGACGUAAAGAACGGAAGCGGGACCACAUACCUCAGGAGCGUUUCAGCGAGCUCGCCACCGAACGACGCAGGCCGUGCUGGGAAGGUGACGGGAGGCAUUCAAUCAACGAUAGAGAUGCUGCUAUCUGAGGCCCAAGUCCGACCUCAGAACUAGCUGCUGUCGUCCCGGAUGCUUACAGGAGGAGGAUUCCGAUGAGCAUACAGAUUUAGUCGACGGGAUU